ACGCGUCUAAGUGUGAUGACAUCAGAGCGCGCCUCUGUGGCUACAGCUUUCGCCAUGAACAGCGUCGGAGAGGCUUGCACUGAUAUGAAGCGCGAGUACGACCAGUGCUUCAAUCGCUGGUUUGCCGAGAAGUUUCUCAAGGGGGACGGUUCCGGGGAUCCGUGCACCGAUCUCUUCAAGCGCUACCAGCAGUGUGUUCAGAAAGCAAUAAAGGAGAAAGAGAUUCCUAUUGAAGGACUGGAGUUCAUGGGCCAUGGCAAAGAAAAGCCUGAAAACUCUUCUUGACCUUGAAAAUGGAUUCAUCAGGAAAUUAAGGACUCUGGAUUUUAUCAACUAAAGCCCUGAAUAUAGCCAUGGGAUUGAUGAGUUUAAGAGGAAGGAUUUUUAUUUCUUCCUCCUCGAUGUUUUCCUCUCACUUGUAAAUGAUGAACAAUCACUCUGCUUUGAGAUGAUUUCUCACUUGUUCUGGCAUCUUGGAGGAACUCAAUGUGCUAAAAUUGAACCAUUUCUUGAGAUUAUUAUUGCAAUACGUGGUCUGGAAUUAGCUUUAAAUAUAUCUUGUGUGUAAAUAAUGAUAAAUUAAUCAAGAUGAUCAGGGUUGCCUGAUGUCUUGACUUUGCUGCAAAAGUACUGGGGUCAUUGUUCAUGAAAGCAUUUGGUUAGGACCUCUUUUUCUCUCUCAGGGAGUAAAUACUCUAUAAAAAGGGAUCCAGGCACAACAGCUGCAAUCAAUACUUGGGAGCACAGUUUUAUUUUUAUAUAAUGACUAACAGUUAAGUUUGCAGGUGACCUGGCCUAGCAAAGACGAAGACAGCUGUUAACACUUCCCGCCUCCAGGUAUCUAAGACAUGAAAGCUUCAAGAAUAUUGACCUAGGGCUGGGGAUUUUGCUCAGUGGUGCUGCCUCCUGCCUCGAAAGCGAAAGGUCCUGAGUUCAAUCUCUGGUACCAAAAAAGAAUGUUGACGUAAACACCAUUUCAGAGCUCACAGUGUAUAGUUAAGGAAUCAUGGUAUUUGCAGUGCCUAUGGAAGAACCACCUAUUACAGAGAUUUGGUGUUGCCAGCUUUCAACCCAAGUUAAUGAAUUAAGUGAACCUGCCUAUCAUAAAACGAAAAUGCUGCAUCUGGUUAAGUGGAGGGGAAAGGUGCUUGCUUUAUUUGCCUUGUUUGCCCAUCUUAUAAUGUCUGUAAUCAUGAAGAUGGAAUAAACUCUAACAUUUAGUUUUCAAUCA
Molecule: messenger RNA, 1231 nt
Organism: Heterocephalus glaber (naked mole-rat)
Lineage: Eukaryota; Metazoa; Chordata; Mammalia; Rodentia; Bathyergidae
Source: RefSeq, a predicted model, not a curated record